GGGCCGGGCCGGGCGGAGCGGCGGCGGCCCGGCGCGAAGAUGGCGGACGUGCUGAGCGUGCUGCGGCAGUACAACACGCAGAAGAAGGAGAUCGUGGUGAAGGGGGACGAGGUGAUCUUCGGCGAGUUCUCCUGGCCCAAGAACGUCAAGACCAACUAUGUCAUCUGGGGGACAGGGAAAGAGGGCCAGCCCAGGGAAUACUACACUUUGGACUCUAUCUUGUUCCUGCUGAAUAAUGUACACCUUUCACAUCCUGUUUACGUCCGGCGUGCUGCAACUGAAAACAUUCCUGUGGUAAGAAGACCUGACAGAAAAGAUCUACUUGCGUACCUAAAUGGGGAAACAUCAACGUCAUCAAGUAUAGACAGAAGUGCACCACUUGAAAUUGGUCUUCAGCGAUCCACUCAAGUUAAAAGAGCGGCAGAUGAAAUAUUAGCAGAAGCAAAGAAACCAAGAAUAGAGGAUGAAGAGUGUGUGCGUCUUGACAAGGAGCGACUGGCAGCUCGAUUGGAGGGGCAUAAAGAAGGUAUUGUGCAGACAGAGCAGAUCAGAUCCUUGUCUGAAGCCAUGUCUGUGGAAAAAAUUGCUGCUAUCAAAGCAAAAAUCAUGGCGAAGAAAAGAUCUACAAUCAAGACAGAUCUGGAUGAUGACAUAACUGCUCUUAAACAAAGAAGUUUUGUUGAUGCGGAGGUAGAUGUAACCAGAGACAUUGUCAGCAGGGAGAGAGUGUGGAGGACAAGAACUACAAUUUUACAAAGCACAGGCAAGAACUUUGCCAAGAAUAUUUUUGCAAUUCUUCAGUCAGUAAAAGCCAGAGAAGAAGGUCGUGCACCUGAACAGAGACCUGCACCAAAUACAGCACCAGCGGAUCCCACUUUACGGACUAAGCAGUCUAUUCCAGCUGCCUACAACAGAUAUGAUCAGGAAAGAUUUAAAGGAAAGGAAGAGACGGAAGGCUUCAAAAUUGACACUAUGGGAACCUACCAUGGAAUGACUUUGAAGUCUGUAACGGAAGGUGCUUCUGCCCGGAAAACUCAAACCCCAGCAGCACAGCCUGUGCCAAGACCAGUUUCCCAAGCAAGACCACCUCCAAACCAGAAAAAAGGAUCUCGAACUCCCAUAAUCAUUAUUCCAGCGGCUACAACUUCUUUAAUAACUAUGCUUAAUGCAAAAGACCUUCUGCAGGAUUUAAAGUUUGUGCCAUCAGAUGAAAAGAAAAAACAGGGCUGUCAGCGAGAAAAUGAAACUUUAAUACAGAGAAGGAAGGACCAGAUGCAGCCUGGGGGCACAACAGUCAGCGUUACUGUACCUUAUCGAGUGGUAGACCAGCCUCUGAAACUUAUGCCACAAGAUUGGGAUCGUGUAGUUGCAGUGUUUGUGCAGGGUCCUGCUUGGCAGUUCAAAGGCUGGCCAUGGCUAUUGCCUGAUGGAUCGCCUGUUGAUAUUUUUGCAAAAAUUAAAGCUUUCCAUCUCAAGUAUGAUGAAGUGCGUCUAGAUCCAAAUGUACAGAAAUGGGAUGUAACAGUAUUAGAAUUAAGCUAUCACAAACGGCACUUGGACAGACCAGUAUUCCUACGUUUCUGGGAAACUUUGGACAGGUACAUGGUAAAGCACAAAUCCCACUUGAGAUUCUGAAUCCUCUGGCUGCCAUUCAUUUUGUGGAGUGUGAUUGAGAAAUAUGAAAGAUGCUCCAGUCUGGAGACUAAGGCUCUCACUGUAUGCAUUUGUCAGAACUUUACAAAUGAAGAAAGGGUCACAGUUUAAUCUUUUAUAAGAUCUUGUUUGGAUGCUUCGUGUUAUGGCAGGUUAAUACCUGCUGUUAUUACAAGCAAAAGUGUUUUGCUUAAAACUAUUUUUUUAAUAAUGUUAGCCUUCUAGCCUGCAAAUCAAAUUGUAUAUUUUGAUAGCAGCAGUUUCUUCCCCAUUUUGUUAAGUUAGGAAAAUUUUUAAACAGUAUGCAUUUUUGUUCCUCAUUAGAAAAUAGGUUGAUCUUCACUGAAAGUUACAGUGUGUGUGUGUGUGUGUAUAUAUAUAUAUAGAGAGAGAGAGAGAGAGAUGUUAUAAGGCGCUCAAAAUGACUUUGCUUCUGAGUUUAGCUCUGGUGUCCUUUGCUUUAUUGUUUCACUUACUGAAAAUAUUUUGUUGUGAAUGGUAUUAUGUUUUAGUCUAUAGGACUUGCAAAACUAAGCAAAGUGACAAUUGUUUUGGAUAAAUCAAAAUGUCAACCUGUAUAUGUACUGUAUAUUCUGUUUUGUUGAAAACGGGAUGAUGAAAAAUCAAGAACCACUUCUUUGGGCUUAUAAUAUUCCAGUUUAACAAAUCUUUAAACUUUAUUACAAAUACAUUCAAGUAAUGUUAACACAGAAUGUCCAUCCUCCACACAGAUCCUUUAAUUUAAAAUUUCAAGUGUGUAUGUGUACACUACUACUUGUCAAAUACUUUAUAUAUGAGAGUCCAAACAUUGUAUAGACUAAAUAAUGAAUAGAACGAGGGAGAGUUUGCUUUUCUUAAGUCACCACAUGGAAUUAAUACUUUUAAUGCCAGUAUAUUAGAUAACCUCUUAUGUUUUUCCCUUAUGACAAAAGUAGCCCAAACCUUGUCUCCAGGAGUUGCCAUUUUCUAAUCUGAGCAGCUAAUGCAGCCUUCCAGCAGUACUGUACUUGUACUCAAAAUAAACCUACUCCAGUUACCAAAGAACACAUUUGCUUGAUCUAGAUUAUGAGCAUCACUAAGGCAAGAAAACACUGGUAUUUGUAUGAGUUUAUGGUAACUACUUACUUUAUGACAUGAUUUAAUAUAGUAUACCAGUUGAUAUAACAGAAUGAUUAAAUACUAUAACAUACUUUUCUGGGGUAGAAAAUGUGCUUAUAUUUCUGCUCUUAAAUUCUGAACCAUGUUUCUUAUGCUUUGCAUUUGAGGUUUAACAAAAGUAAACUAUUCUACAUAUUCAUUUUCUUUUGCUUUUAUUUCACAUUUUAUCUUCAUUUUUUAAUAUAACUUGAAGCAUAGCUCCUACAUAAGUUUUAGAACCAUACUGGCAUACCAGGACUCUGAGGUCCCAGUGGUUGUGGUGGUACUUAACAUUUUCAUCUCAACUGUUCUAAGACUACAAUUUUUACAUUUAAAACUAGGAAAAAUAAAAACCUCCCAAUUCAAUUUUUUUCAUAGCAAUUAAAAUCCACAUCAGUA
This is a messenger RNA of Gopherus evgoodei (Goodes thornscrub tortoise), 3189 nucleotides long. RefSeq names its product cell division cycle 73 (gene CDC73). The coding region runs from base 40 to 1635 and encodes 531 amino acids. Gene Ontology annotation, molecular function: RNA polymerase II complex binding. Gene Ontology annotation, biological process: positive regulation of transcription elongation by RNA polymerase II; transcription elongation by RNA polymerase II. The transcript is spliced from 17 exons. The record is from RefSeq and is a predicted model, not a curated record. NCBI's taxonomy places the organism in Eukaryota, Metazoa, Chordata, Testudines, Testudinidae. Gene Ontology annotation, cellular component: Cdc73/Paf1 complex.